AGUCUGUUGACGAUGACCAACAUGGUUCGACCGGGAUUGUCAGAAUAACACAGGCAUCUGAUGGGGAGGAGGAGGACGCCGGUGUGCCUGCUCUGAAGCCACUAAAAGAUUUGAAAAUGAGCAGCCGUAGAAAGAAGGUUCCCCCGGUCCGGGUGGACGAGGAGGCCAAGAAACGGCUGAGGUGGAACAUGUUGGAGGACCGGUGGAAGGAGGCAAUGCAGGAGGGUGAUGAGGAGACGCCAACCUGCUCCCUUUUACCCGCUGAUCUGAUGCCGCCUGUUGGACACCUUCUCCCCACCAACCCGGACCAAACGAGACCGGCUGGCAGCACUAACAUCACCCCAUUUGUAGAUCUGGCACAUGAGGUUCCAGGUACAUCAUCAGACACAAGCUUCAUUCCAGCGUCCCUGGCGCUCGCCGUGGUGCCCGUCGCUAACCUGGGUCACGUCUGGAGGUCUCUGGUUGGAGAGUUUAGCAUUCGGCCGGCGUGGGUCCCUUCCGACUGGGAGCAGUCUGCUUUCACCUUCAUCCGGACAGGAGAACAGCUUUGUCUCGUGUACGCCAGCCGGGAAGAGAGCUUAGGACUGCAGCCAAAGCUUGGUGGGGACACAUGCACAGUGGAGUGCAGCCUAGGCAGAAUCCCACUAGAGGACCUGGACUGGCUGCAGAAGCGGAGGGUGGUGCAGCUUUGCCACAGAGAAAAAGAAGAAACUAUCCAGGUGGGGAUAUACCUGCUGGAAACUGGAUUGGCAAAGCCGGAGUUCCUAAGUGAAGGCAAUGCUCGACUGAGGAAAGCAAAUCAACUGAUGCAGAAGCUAAUGGAGUAUUUCUAUGACUUCAUUAUCCCAGAGCUUGUAGAGAACGAGGAAGAGGAGGAGUGCGACACGGAUCUGGAGCGGCAGAAUGUGGAAGAGCUCUAUGACUAUGUCAGGCACCUUCACCAGGCGGAGAGGCCGGAGGUGACGUACGACGUCCAACACAAAGCUCUGAUACCGGUGCUCCGGCCCUACCAGAGCCAGGCUGUCAACUGGAUGCUGAGGAGGGAGAAAUACAGGAACACGUUGCCCAAAGAACAGUGUCUACAUUUUCUUUGGCGGGAGUUGGUCACUUUGUGUGGGAAGAAGUUGUUUUACAACCCCUUUACCGGCUGUCUGAUCCGGGAGUUCCCGCUGGCUGGAGUGGAGUGGCCUGGGGGAAUCCUGGCGGAUGAGAUGGGACUCGGCAAGACAGUGGAGGUUUUGGCUCUCAUCCUUUUUCACACCCGUCAGGAUCUGAAGCAGGACAUCCUUACACUUCCUGUGGGAAAAUCUGUGAAUUAUUUCAUACCCCCUCCGCCAAUGGAAAAAGAUGAAGUCAUCCACCUCAAGUCAGAAGUUCCACCCAAAGUUAAGAUAUCGUACCCAACUGUACGCGUGAUGCUGCUUACCGCAAUAAAAGAGAUGAGGUCCGGCAAAGGAGCAUCGGUCAACGCCAUCUUCUCUUACAUCCGCACCACCUACCACUAUGACCUCCUGAAGAAUCGCAACCACAUAAGGAAGACCCUGGCAAAGCUGAUUGAUGAAGGUCUGGUCGACCGGGUAAAAGGGCGCGGUUUGGCUGGCUCAUUUAAACUGGGAAAGAACUACAAAGAAAGCAAGAGGACGUCAUUGGCGGCAACCAAGUCGAAUUCAAAAAGCAAAGAGAACAUGCCCAGGAGAAUUUCCCAGAGACGAGCAAAGGAAAAGACAGAAGUGGCUUCGCAAACUUCUCCUUCAGAGGACCAUGGAGAUCUAAGCCACCCCGCGCCAGAGAACAAGGAGUCAAAGAAGAAAGUGGAUGAAAGGCUUAAAGAUGAAGCAGUUCAAAUGGAUGAUAAACCUGAUUCCUCGCAGGAAGUACCCCUUGGCUCCACAAUGAACACUGAACCUGAAAGUGAAGAAACCUCAGAGGCGUCCAAGGAUAAAAGAGAGCCGGGAACUCGGGUAACAGAGAGGUUGGGUGAUAAUCCAGCUGAAGAAAAGGACGAAGCUCCGUCACUCAACCUGACCGGAGAGGACACUCCGCCUCUCCCCACCAGGGCGUCUGUGGUGCCCUUCAACACGCCAGACUACCGCUUCGAGUGCAUCUGUGGUGAGCUGGGAAUCAUCGACUACAAGGCCCGUGUGCAGUGCAUGAACUGCCAGCUGUGGCAGCAUGCGGAGUGCGUAAACUACAAAGAGGAGAGUGUGGACACCACUCCCUUCUACUGUCCCCACUGCCUGGUUGCCAUGACACCCGUGUCCACUGGCGCCACCCUCAUCAUUUCCCCGAGCUCCAUCUGCCACCAGUGGGUGGAAGAGAUCAACCGACACAUCAGGUCCUCCUCGCUGCGAGUGCUGAUUUACCACGGCGUGAAGAAGCAUGGAUUCAUUCAGCCUCGAAUGCUGGCUGAGCAGGACAUGGUCAUCACCACCUAUGAUGUGUUGCGGUCAGAGCUCAACUAUGUCGACAUCCCGCACAGCAACAGCAAAGACGGGCGCCGUUUCCGCAACCAGAAGCGCUACAUGGCGGUUCCCAGCCCCCUGGUGGCUGUGGAGUGGUGGCGCAUCUGUCUGGAUGAGGCUCAGAUGGUCGAAUGCACCACUGCUAAAGCUGCAGAAAUGGCGCUGCGGCUCACGUCGAUUAACCGCUGGUGUGUCAGCGGUACUCCCGUCCAGAGAGGGUUGGAGGAUUUGUAUGGCUUGGUUCUGUUCCUGGGUGUUGACCCGUAUUGGGUCAAACACUGGUGGGAUCAGCUGCUUUAUCGCCCGUACCGCCGCGGAAACACUGAGUCGCUUUACAACCUGAUCGGUCAGCUACUGUGGCGGUCAGCUAAAAAAGAUGUCAUUGAUCAGAUCCAGAUCCCCCCUCAGACGGAGGAAGUGCACUGGCUGCGUUUCUCCCCUGUGGAGGGUCACUUCUACCACCGGCAGCAUGAGGUCUGCUCGCAGGAUGCACUGGUUAAGCUCCGCAAGAUCUCUGACUGGAGCUUAAAGCUGGGCAGUCUAGACCGGCGCACGGUCACAACCAUCCUGUACCCGCUGCUGAGGCUCCGGCAGGCCUGCUGCCACCCACAGGCCGUCAGGGGAGAGUUCCUGCCCCUGCAGAAAAGCACCAUGACGAUGGAGGAGCUCCUGAAGUCGCUGCAGAAGAAAUGUCGAGUGGAGUGUGAAGAAGCCCACAGACAAUUGGUGUGCGCUCUCAACGGCCUUGCAGGAAUCCACAUCAUCAGAAAUGAGUUUGUCGAGGCGGUGGAGAUGUAUAGAGAAGUGCUGCGUUCGUCAGAGGAGCACAAAGGACAGCUGAAGACGGAUUCCUUACAGAGGCUUCACGCAACCCACAAUCUGAUGGAACUGCUGAACGCAAAGCAUCCUGGGAUACCUCCCACACUGAGAGAUGACCGUCUGAGUGAGGAGGCAGAACAGCUGCGACAGCACUACAUGACCAAAUACAACUCCGAGGUGUCCGACGCCCACCAGGCUCUCCAGCCGGUGCUGCAGAACAUCCGAGAGCUCAAACGCAAAGUCAACCUGCGCUCCCCCUGGUGGCUGGAUGUCAUAUCACGGGCCAUCCAGUGCUCCAUAGACGACGACCUGGUGUCUCGUAUCCAGAACGAGCUUACCUCCAGCUAUAAACAAGAGGCGCACAAGUUCUCCAUGGCUGACAAGUUCCGUGACGGCCACGGGCUGCAGUUUCUCCUUUCCACACAAAUGGACAGUCUGACGAAAUCCCAGAAGACCGUACAGGAUGCAGUGAAGAGGCUGGAGGGCCCGGCUUCGCAAGAGGUCAUCGAAGAAGCCACCCUGUGUCACCUGAGGCCUGUACGCCUGCCCCUCAACAACUGUGUUUUCUGCAAAGCGGACGAGCUAUUCACGGAUUACGAGUCGAAGCUUUUCUCUCACACGGUGAAAGGUCAAAUGGCCAUCUUUGAGGAGAUGAUCGAGGACGAGGAGGGGCUCGUGGACGACCGCCUCCCCACCACCAGCCGCGGUCUGUGGGCGGCCAGCGAGACCGAGCGCACCCUGAAGGCCAUCUUGUCCUUUGCUAAGGCCAAACGCAUGGACCCAGAGGUGGUGGAGGAGGGCAACACUUUCAUGGAGCUGUUUGAAAACUGGAAGAAAGAGUACAAGGUGUUGCACGAGUACUGGAUGGUUCUGCGGAACCACGUGUCGGCCAUAGACGAGCUGGGUAUGGCCACCGAGAGACUCCGCGUGCGUCUGCCCGAUGAGCCCAAACCCAAAGUGCUGCAUAUCAUCGAGCCACAUGAGGUGGAGCAGAACCGGGUCAAGCUGUUGAAUGACCAAGCGAUGGCAAAGUCCCAGCUCCAGAAGAAACUUGGCCAGUUUCUUUAUCUUACAAAUUUAGAGAAGUCCCAGGACAAGUCGACAGGAGGGCUGAACCCCGAGCCGUGCCCCAUCUGUUCUCGUCCUUUGGGGCAGGAGUGGGCGGUGCUGACCUGCGGCCACUGCUUCUGUAAUGAGUGCAUCGCCAUCAUCGUAGAGCAGUACAGCGUGGGCUCACGGCGCCGCGCCAUCAAAUGCGCCAUCUGCCGGCAGACCACGUCGCACACCGAGAUCUCAUAUGUGUUCACCGCCCAGUCCUCCAGCCAGGACCAAGAAAUCCCAGUCAAGGGAAGUCACUCCACCAAAGUGGAGGCAGUGGUGAGGACUCUGAAGAACAUUCAAGCGACUGACCCUGGAGCCAAGUGCCUCGUCUUCUCCACGUGGCAGAGUGUCCUGGAUAUUAUUGCAAAGGCGUUAUUUGACAACACCAUGGAGUUCUCACAGAUCAACGGGAUUCACAAAUUCCAGGAGAAUCUGAGCUCUUUCAAAUACGAGGACAAGAUCAACAUCUUGCUCCUUCCUCUCCACACGGGCUCCAAUGGCCUCAACAUUAUCGAGGCCACGCACGUCUUACUGGUGGAGCCCAUACUGAACCCGGCCCAUGAGCUGCAGGCCAUCGGCAGGGUGCACCGCAUCGGCCAAACCAAACCCACUUUUGUUCACAGAUUCCUCAUCAAAUCCACAAUUGAGGAGAGAAUGCAGGCAAUGCUGAAGACUGCCGAAAAAAGUCACAGCACCACCGCCAUGAAGCACUCGGAGGCGGCUGUGCUGACAGUGGCGGACCUGGCGGACCUGUUCACAGAAGACAGCGAACCUCUGGAGUGAACCUGUUUUACCUUACCAAGCAGGAAGUCCCGCCCACUUCAGACAGAUAGGCAGACAGACAGACAGGAAGACAGACAGGCAAGACAAAAACCCAUAAGUACACCAAGCAAUGAUGCAGGAACUCUGUUCGUUUUGCACAUUCCUCUUUUUGAAAAUGAAUUCCUGAGUCAAAACAAUGUAUUUCCAAAAAGUGACUUUAGAAAACCAGCAUCUGCAAUGAGAUAUUUCUUAAAAAAAGUGUCCUUUGGAAUAUUUACAUUUGAAUUUUUAAAUCUCUCCAGUGUGGGAUAUAGCAGUUCCUCAGUCAGUUGUCGUCAUUUUUUUUUGUAGCUGUAAUAAAAGGUUGUGAAGUAUAUUGCUCAAUAGCUACUUCAAUUGUUCGAGUACAUGUUUCUGUGGUUCGAUUUUAUUGUGAUAUUGUUCGUGUCAAUCUAAUCUGAUGUUAACCGUGUGCGUUUAUGUGUUGUUUCUCUGUACCCGAACGUGCCACUCAAAAGAAAACAAAGAGAGGAUGGAGGGAAAUGGAGGAGAGAUACUUUGGUCAUGUCGUUGACUCAGAUUUUUCCUCCAUUCUGAAGAAAUAAAAGUCUCUGAACA
Messenger RNA from Lampris incognitus (smalleye Pacific opah), 5762 nucleotides. It is a transcript of the gene shprh, whose product is annotated as SNF2 histone linker PHD RING helicase. Gene Ontology annotation, cellular component: nucleosome; nucleus. Gene Ontology annotation, biological process: DNA damage response; protein polyubiquitination; nucleosome assembly. Bases 117 to 5165 code for a protein of 1682 amino acids. Lineage: Eukaryota; Metazoa; Chordata; Actinopteri; Lampriformes; Lampridae. The transcript has 30 exons. Gene Ontology annotation, molecular function: DNA binding; ATP-dependent chromatin remodeler activity; ATP binding. The record is from RefSeq and is a predicted model, not a curated record.